UAAAGAUUGCUUCCUGACUAGGGUUCAUAUACCACAAAACUGACGCAAUUGGAAAUGCACGGCUAUUACGAAAGUGCAUUAUGUCUAUUUGCUGGAACUUAAUUGAUCACAUUUGAUUUAUCUUUGCAUGUAAUAAAAAGAAGAGGUAUCACUGCGCGACUUGUUAUUAUUGAAUUUACUUGCUUCUCGGAAAUCGUUAUCAUUCACCAUAUUGUUCCUAAGAAAGCUUCUCAACAUGAUACAGUCUUUAAUCUUAGCAGUGUGUUUAUUUGGUCUGUGCAGUGCUUCUGUUUGGCCUGUACCUGGUGUUACGCUCUGUCAUAGAUCGCAUCCAGAUUUUGUUGAAUGUUUGAAUGAAAAUAUACCAAAGGGAGCUCACACCAUAAGAAAUGGAAUUAAGGAAAUAGGUUUUCCUAAAGUGGACCCUGUGAAAGCUCCAUCUCCUUUCAUAAUAAACGUGGACAAUGGAGGGCAGAUGGCAUUAACAAUGAAACUCAUAAACUGCUAUCUUGAUGGAGCUACGACUAAUGCCAAAAUAGUAAAAGGGAAAUUCGACUUUGACAACGACUGUUCUUGGUCCACUGAUGUUGAUAUACCUGUCUUGGAUUGGUAUGGCGAGUAUGCGCUCCAAGGAAAGCUCCUGAUGUUUCAAUUGAAUGGCCAUGGAAAAUGUAACUUCACCUUGCGGGUCGAAUAUGUGCCCGCAGGAAUUUUUCUCAGAAGAAGAGGGAGGGCUAUCCAUCGAGAAGAGGUAACUUUUGUCUGAAAGUGUAACUGCAUCCAAAACUUUUCUAAGAGCGAGGGGGAGCAUAUUUUCUCAGGGAGCCAAAUCCUAAAGGGCUCCAAAAUUGUACAAAAAAACAUGGCAAAUAUGCAGAUUUUAAUUGUAUGAGUCUGUUUGGCUAACUUGAUCCGUUAAUUUUUUUGUGAUGAUGCUGGAGCAUUAUAACUGUGAGCACCUUUAACAUGAAAUGAUCAGAAGUGUUUAUAGUUUAAUAGCAGCGAAUUCAAUUUUAAUAGAAAACUAGCGUUUUUGACGUGUUAUUCUAGUAACGUCUCUUUAAAUUUUGAGCAGAAUUUGAAGUAAUAGGAGUAUACAUAAAGUGGUGGUGUAUAAAACACCUUACUGACAAUUGAUAACAUAUGGCGCGAGUGUAAUUACACUGUGUAUCUGAUGCUGGCUUAGUCGGAGUCACUUUCUUCAUAUGGCGCUGCCGUAGGUGGUACUAGAGAUUAGUGACGAAAGUAUUAUCUGUAUUGUACCAACAAUAUGCGGUUAGUUUUGUAUCACAAACACAUUUUUGCAGUGGAUACCAGGAUCCACCAGGAAAUGAGGUGUCAUAGAUACAAGAAGAACGGGACAACACAUAUUAAGGUCCACAACUAUACAACGGACAUCAACCCUAGAACUUUGAUAUACGAUUUACAGAACCUAAUACCGGGUAACCCCGAAAUUAGCCAACAGGUACUGAAGACUCUAAACGAAGAUCCGCUAUUGAUUUGGAAGGAGAUGAAGCCAGCUUUCGACACCAUAGUUGGCAAGAUACAUUUGGAUAUAAGCAACAAGCUCUACUCGAAGAUACCUCUCGACGAAAUAUAUUUGCCAUAGUACCGAGUAAUAUUUAAGAACAAUGUCAAUGAAACAUUCCAUACUCUAUCUACUGUUGCCUCCCAUUAUCAAAACAAUACAUUUUUGACCAAAGUUUCACCUGCCACGACAGGCAUGGGGAAAAUUUUGAACUUGCCUUAAAUUCUCAAAAGUUCUGAUAUUUUUUAGGUGUAUCUCAUGGAUUUUCAUGCUGUUGAUUAUAACGGAAUGUUACGAGUAUAUCCGUUAAGAUUACAUGUUUUAUGUUUAAUUCUUGUGAACUCCAUACAAGUUUUAAAGUUAAAGACCCCGCAACUUUUGAAUAAAGGAGGCAAAAGAGGGUGAAAUGACAUGAUACUGUAGUGCUUCAAAUAUCCAUAAAAUUAAAAAUGAAACUGUAGUCCUUUUCAUGGUUUUGGCAGCUUCGUCAUCAAUUUGUACACUGGGCAAACCAAUGAAUUCAGACUAGGUAGAAGGAGCCAGUGAAGGACUUUUCUUUGUCUCCUAAUUCUCGGAUCAAAGUGUACACCACGAUUUCAAGACUUGGUAUUCAUUACAUAAUUUGUUACGAGCAGCAGAAGGAUAAUGGAGGUAGAUGUAUCCACCGGUAUUAUUAGUGGGUUCAUACAAAGUUGUCACUUUGGUAGGCAUUGGUAGACAAAUGAGUCUAAAGUAUGCACUAAAAGUGAGUUACUUAGGUGAUAGGCUUGGCUCCCAAGCUAUUCGAAUUCGCUGGUAGAAACUAAGAAGAACGUACUAUAUGUCUGUGGCCUUAUGCACAGACGUAGACUGUAUGUUCAUAUGUGAGAGAGUUAGGUUUAUUGAAGCGAUACCGGUUAUUUAACUGUGAAACACACCCGUAGUAAGUAACUUCAAAAGUAAUAUUAUGUCGAGUUCUUAUAACAUUAUGUAGGUUUUCUGACAUUAUAUAAGUUUUCCUGUAAUAUGUUACGUUUGAACUAAGUGACAUUCACUAGCGGCUGUCUAGUGCUCAAGUUGACAUCUUACCGAUUAUUUUUUGGCAUUAUACAUGUUUUUUGAGUAAUAAUCCCGCUGCCAAAAAGCGUGACAAGAGCUAUACAUCAAAAAUUGACACUUGAUGGUAGGUACGUGACCUCUUAGUUGUAAUAUUAGAGUUAAGCUUUUUAGAUUGUGGAAUAUUCCUAUGUAAAUAUAUGAAAUAAAGUUUACCCUAUUUUAUAGA
This is a messenger RNA of Acanthoscelides obtectus, 2792 nucleotides long. NCBI's taxonomy places the organism in Eukaryota, Metazoa, Arthropoda, Insecta, Coleoptera, Chrysomelidae. The record is from the annotation of a GenBank genome assembly.